AUGUCCAUCACUCCCGCUAUGAAGCGUUUUCUUGGUGCGAACAAGUACAUUGUCAUUGGCAGUGUGCUGACGGAUCGCUCUAGAUGGGAUAACAAGGUGCUGAGAUGGUACAUCAACCAUGGCCUGCCCGUCCAACCCAUGAAACCCGGGUCGAACGGGGGAGAAGCAGAGGAUCUGCCCAUGCUUCCGAACCUCAACGAGGAUCUGUCCGAAACCUCCAUCUCCAUCAUCAUCAACCCCGUCAAGGGUUAUCCGAUUCUUGAACAGCUGUUUAAAGACAAAUCACGAUCCCCUCAUGGAGUCUGGUUUCAACCGGGAGCAGGAGACAGUGGAGAGAUCAAACAGUUUGUCAAGGACAAUAGCCUAGAGGAUAGAAUCAUCCUCGGUGGACCUUGUAUCCUAGUCAGCGGCGAGAGUGUACUGGAAACUCUCCGGACAUGA
Kockovaella imperatae is the source of this 441-nucleotide messenger RNA. RefSeq lists its product as hypothetical. NCBI's taxonomy places the organism in Eukaryota, Fungi, Basidiomycota, Tremellomycetes, Tremellales, Cuniculitremaceae. The transcript is spliced from 4 exons. Bases 1 to 441 code for a protein of 146 amino acids. The record is from RefSeq and is a predicted model, not a curated record.